AUGGCUAACAACGUGACCGCUACAAAAGAGGCUACCAAGCGUACAUUCACCUGCAGUUUCUUUCGUGAGGAUAUGACACAUCUGAUUCAGUUGAGCACUUUAGUUACUGGGCGUAACUUGGAUGAGUUCAGGAAGACAUAUGGCCAUAUCUUACACAUGUUAACUUCUCGGGUUGAUGAAUGGGCUCUAUACACACUUCUUCAGUUCUACGAUCCUGAGUUACGAUGUUUCACCUUUCUUGAUUACCAACUGGCACCAACCCUUGAAGAAUAUGCUGACAUCCUCAAGAUUAAGGUUCAACAUAGGAUCCCUUUUCCUAAUGGUGGAACCCACGGAUUCCAUGUGAAAUUUCUGAUAAAGAAGGCCGACACCCUUGCUGUUGAGAAGAAAUGGAAAGAAUUCAACGCUCUCCUAGCCGUUAUUAUCUAUGGUUUGGUGUUGUUCCCGAACAUUCCGAAUUUCGUCGAUCUAACUGUUGUUUGUCUCUUCAUGGAUCAAAAUCCUGUGCCCACUCUUUUAGCAGAUACUUAUUAUACCAUCCACUCCAGGUAUGGGAAGAAAGGAUCAGUUGGGGGUUGUUUACCGUUGCUAUAUGAGUGGUUCACUUCACACUUGCCUAAAAGCGGGCCGUUUGUUACAACAAAAGACUCACAAAAAUGGCCUCAAAGGAUCAUGGGGCUUACUGAAAAUGACAUCGUCUGGUGUCCUACUGGAAUGGGCAUAGAGGAAGUUAUAACUAGUUGUGGCACUUUUGACAAUGUUCCCCUCAUAGGAACGAAAGGUGUUAUCAAUUAUAAUCCUAAGCUAGCGCUACGUCAGUUGGGUUUUGCAUUUAAAGACAAGCCUUUGGACAAAGAGAUAUUCGAAUCCAUUUGCUUUGAGAAAGGAACUGGUCCAGAGGGAUUGGAAAAAGUAAGAAGCACCUGGAAUUGCAUCCACACAGAUGACCAGACUUCCCUAGGUGAGAAGAAUGCCGUUGCCAACCAAGCCUAUACAAAUUGGGUCGAAGAAAGAGUUAAAGAUCGCCUGUUGCCUUUCCCGAAGGUUAACCCACUGUACGAGCAACCACCUAAGGUUCCAAAUGCCACUAUGCCUGCUGAGAAUUGCAUCCAAGUGAAUAUGGAAAGCACCCAAUUGCACGAAAAGAGGUCAGAUGCGCGACCAAAACAUCAUCUUGUGGACCAAAUAAGGGUUGAGUUGACACAUGAAGCCAAGGUGCUGAAAGAAGGAUCUUUGAGAGUUCAAAAGAGGGCUAGAACGGAAAAAGGUGAAAGAGAUACUGCUGUUGUUGUUGAGGAUCACCAGGAGAUCAUAAAAAGGGCCGUAAAAGAGGCAGAAGAGAGACUCAAGCGAGAGUACAGAGAAGACUUGAAGGCUUAUAAACUCAAGAUAGAAAGGGAGGCUAGAGCUGAAGUGAGGAGUCUGAAAAAGAAACUGGAAGAAGAGACCACCCAAAGGAUAGCGGUUGAGACUCAGUUGAAAGGAAGUCACCUCCGCACUGCCCGACUAACAGAAGAAAAUGCCAAGCUCAGAGAUCGAAUGAUGGGUAUGGAGGACUCAUUUAGGAUAGUUUGGGAUCGUCUCGUGAGAGCCGUUGAGUUGUGGCAUAAUCUUGUGGUUUAUGUUCGUAAUGUUAGAGUGUGA
Vicia villosa (hairy vetch) is the source of this 1644-nucleotide messenger RNA. RefSeq lists its product as uncharacterized. The transcript is spliced from 3 exons. The record is from RefSeq and is a predicted model, not a curated record. NCBI's taxonomy places the organism in Eukaryota, Viridiplantae, Streptophyta, Magnoliopsida, Fabales, Fabaceae. The coding region runs from base 1 to 1644 and encodes 547 amino acids.